CUAUUUGCACUGGACCUAGCCUCUCAGCACCAGCUAAUAUUCCAUCUCUUUUCAGAGUCUUCAUCCAGAGUGCGACUGGUGGGAGGCCCCCACCGCUGUGAAGGGCGAGUGGAGAUAGACUGGAAUGGCCAGUGGGGUACCGUGUGUGAUGACGGCUGGGACAUAAAUGAUGUUGCUGUGCUGUGCAGGCAGCUGGGCUGUGGAGCAGCCAACGGAACACCCAGUGGUACUUUAUACAAGCCAUCAAAAGAAAAAGAACAGAAAGUCCUCAUCCAACAGGUUGAUUGUAAUGGGACAGAAGAUACACUAGAUGAGUGUGAGCCAAGUGAUGUUUUUGAUUGCCAGUAUGACGAGUCUGCAGGGGCAUCGUGUGAGAGUGAGGAACAGACACUUCCUCUUUCUUUCUCCACAGAACCAGAGAAUGUGUGGCUGGCUGAUGGUCCUGGGCGCUGCCAGGGCCGAGUGGAGCUAAAGCACGAAGGCCAGUGGAGCACAGUGUGCAAAACAGGCUGGAACCUCCAAGCCACAAAGGUGUUGUGCCGGCAGCUGGGAUGUGGGAAGGCCGUACAAACCCACAAACGUUGCAACAAGGAUACCCGGGGCCACGGACCCAUCUGGCUGAGCCAGAUAUCAUGCUCAGGAAAAGAAGCAACUCUUCAGGAUUGCCCUUCUGGGCCUUGGGAGAAGAACAACUGCACCCAUGAUGAGGACACGUGGGUUGAAUGUGAAGAUGCCUUUGCCUUGAGGCUGGUAGGAGGAGACAACUCGUGCUCUGGGCGCUUGGAGGUGCUGCACAAGGGUGUGUGGGGCUCUGUCUGUGAUGAUGGCUGGGGAGAAAAGGAGGACCAGGUGGUAUGCAAGCAGCUGAGCUGUGGGAAGUCCCUCUCUGCAUCCCCCAAAGUUCGGAAAAACUACAGCCCUGGGGUUGGCCGCAUCUGGCUGGAUGAUGUUCGUUGCUCGGGGGAGGAGCAGUCCCUGGAACAGUGCCAGCACAGGUUUUGGGGGUAUCACGACUGCACCCACAAGGAAGAUGUGGCUGUGAUCUGCGCAA
Messenger RNA from Galeopterus variegatus (Sunda flying lemur), 1051 nucleotides. It is a transcript of the gene CD5L, whose product is annotated as CD5 molecule-like. The record is from RefSeq and is a predicted model, not a curated record. Gene Ontology annotation, cellular component: membrane. The transcript has 4 exons. The annotation marks the transcript as partial. Lineage: Eukaryota; Metazoa; Chordata; Mammalia; Dermoptera; Cynocephalidae.